Molecule: messenger RNA, 219 nt
Organism: Pseudocercospora fijiensis CIRAD86
Lineage: Eukaryota; Fungi; Ascomycota; Dothideomycetes; Mycosphaerellales; Mycosphaerellaceae
Exons: 3
Coding region: 1-219 (72 amino acids)
Source: RefSeq, a predicted model, not a curated record
AUGUCCUUUUCCCUUCAAAACAACGCCGUCGCCCGAAAGCGUCAACUGUCGUUCCACUUUACAAACACAUCAAAAUCUUACGUCUUUACCCAAAGUAGUCAUCUGCGACUCAAGGUGGUCUUGCGUCUUACCACUUUCGGCGAGUCGCAUUUGCGUUUCAUGUCGUCAACUACACCUCAGCUCGUCAACCUUCUCACUCUGCACUCCUCCGAGGUUUGA